Chelmon rostratus (copperband butterflyfish) is the source of this 1260-nucleotide messenger RNA. RefSeq names its product carboxypeptidase A4 (gene cpa4). The record is from RefSeq and is a predicted model, not a curated record. Gene Ontology annotation, molecular function: metallocarboxypeptidase activity; zinc ion binding. The coding region runs from base 1 to 1260 and encodes 419 amino acids. Gene Ontology annotation, biological process: proteolysis. Lineage: Eukaryota; Metazoa; Chordata; Actinopteri; Chaetodontiformes; Chaetodontidae. The transcript is spliced from 11 exons.
AUGAAAGGCGUCUGGCUGCUGUUGGUGCUUGUGGCUGCGGCCAAAGCUGAGAAGGUCUUCACUGGAGAUCAGGUCAUCAGGAUCAGUGCGCAGUCUGAGGAGCAGAUCCAACUCCUGCAGGCUCUGCAGGCUCAGGAGGAGUGGGAGCUGGACUUCUGGCUGGAUCCGGUCUCCGCUGAGCUCCCCGUCGACAUCCGAGUGCCCCGCUCCAGUUUGAGCCAUGUGACCGAGUACCUGGGUGCCCACAGCAUCCCCUACUCUGUCACUAUAAACAACCUGCAGGAGCUUCUCGAUGCAGAGAAAACUGAGAUGAAGAGGAACCAGAUGAGGGAGCGCAGAACCUCGAGCUUCAACUUUGGAGCCUUUCAUUCCCUGGAGACAAUCUACAGCUGGAUGGACACUCUGGUGGCUCAGCACCCUAACCUGGUCACCAAGCAGGAAAUCGGGAGAUCGUAUGAGAACAGGCCCAUGUAUGUGCUCAAGUUCAGCACCGGAGGAAAGAACCGUCCUGCUAUCUGGAUCGACACAGGUAUCCACGCCAGAGAAUGGGUGUCUCAGGCUACCGGAGUGUGGACAGCCAACAAGAUCGCCACUGAUUACGGUGUCGACGGUUCCGUGACCUCCCUUCUGAACAAGAUGGACAUUUACAUGCUGAUCCUGGCCAACCCCGACGGCUACGUUUACUCCCACACCAACAACCGUAUGUGGCGUAAGACCCGCUCCAAGAACCCGGGCUCUGCGUGCCGUGGAGUCGAUCCCAACAGGAACUGGGAUGCAGGCUUUGGUGGCGUGGGUUCCAGUAGUAACCCCUGCUCUGAUUCCUACCACGGCCCCGUGGUUCACUCUGAGAUUGAGGUGAAAAACGUGGUGAACCUGAUACAGAGCCACCGCAACUUCAGGUCCUUUAUCUCCGUCCACGCCUACUCCCAGCUGCUCAUGUACCCCUACGGCUACCACUGCGGGAACGUGUCCGAUCAGCCUGAGCUGGACUCUCUUGCCAGAGCAGCAGUGCAGAAACUCACUUCCCUCUAUGGUACCACAUACAAGGUUGGAAGCAUCUGCAACAUCAUCUAUCCAGCCACUGGUGGCAGCAUUGACUGGACCUACAACCAGGGCAUCAAGUACUCCUUUGCCUUCGAGCUGAGGGACACCGGUCGCUAUGGUUUCAUUUUGCCAGCCAAUCAGAUCAUCCCCACCGCCUCCGAGACCUGGCUCGCUCUGAAACACAUCAUGGAGCAUGUCCGUGACCACAGUUAUUGA